AUGGCUUUAGAGCAAUCAUUAGCAGCGUUAUCUUUGGCUACUGUCAGUAGCGAAAAUGCUAUUCCAACUAAGACAUUAGUUUUCAAGCCAAAAACUGCUAAAACUGCAACCCCAGUUCCAGUUGUUGUAUUUGCAUUACAAUCUACACAAACCCCUUCGCCAGUUAUUGCUAAGGCGGCUGGUGUCAAGGAGCCAAGAUUAGCCAGAGAUGAUUUGGUUCAAGAAUUUUUCACGACUUCCACUAAAGAAGUUUCUCUUGCAAACCUUCAUAAAGACUUAGCAGGUAAAAUCAAGAUUUUAAUUGAUGAAAAUAUUUCCAAAGCCGAUGAAAACACCGUGUUAGAAUUAUCCACUGAAUCUUCUAAAGCUAGUUUAUCAGCUAGAAAUGUUAAUGCAUAUUUAGAAUCAACUGGUAUUGAAGUGAUUCCAGUUGAUUUCACUGUUGAAGCCACUGUUCCAACUCCUGCUCCAGUUGAUAAGUCUAAAAAACUUGCAUUGAAAAAGGAAAAAGAUGCUGCUAAAUUAGAAGAUGCUAAAUUGGUUGGUAUCACUGUUGAUAAAACCAAAGAUUUUUCUUCUUGGUAUUCUCAAAUUGUUGUUAAAAGUGAAUUAUUGGAUUAUUAUGAUGUUUCGGGUUGUUAUAUCUUAAGACCAAACUCUUAUGCCGUUUGGGAAGAAAUUCAAGAUUGGUUUAACGCUCGUAUAAAAAAAAUGGGGGUUAAAAAUUGUUACUUCCCAAUGUUUGUUUCUUCAAGAGUUUUGGAAAAGGAAAAAGAUCACAUUGAGGGUUUUGCUCCAGAAGUCGCUUGGGUCACUCGUGCUGGUUCUUCUGAUUUGGAAGAACCUGUUGCUAUUAGACCAACUUCUGAAACUGUCAUGUAUCCAUAUUAUGCUAAAUGGAUUAGAUCUCAUAGAGAUUUACCUUUAAAAUUACACCAAUGGAAUUCGGUUGUUAGAUGGGAAUUUAAACAUCCUCAACCUUUCUUAAGAACUCGAGAAUUCUUAUGGCAAGAAGGUCAUACUGUUCAUUUAACUAGAGAAGCCGCUGAAGAAGAAGUCAGUCAAAUUUUAGAUUUAUACGCAGGGAUUUAUGAAGAAUUAUUAGCUGUUCCAGUUGUUAAAGGUAAAAAAACUGAAAAUGAAAAAUUCGCUGGUGGGGAUUAUACUACCACCGUUGAAGGUUUUAUUGCCGCUACUGGUAGAGGUAUUCAAGGUGCUACUUCUCAUCAUUUAGGUACUAACUUCUCUAAAAUGUUUGAUAUCUCGGUUGAAAAUCCAGAAGGCUCUGAUAAACCAAGAAUCUUGACUCACCAAAACUCUUGGGGUUUAUCCACUCGUGUCAUUGGUGUAAUGGUUAUGACUCACUCUGAUAAUAAAGGUUUGGUCUUACCUCCUCGUGUUGCACAAAAUCAAGUGGUUGUUGUUCCAGUCGGUAUAACUGCUAAGACUACUGACGCUGAAAGAAAAGAAAUCAACGAUGGUGCCGCUGAAAUUGAAAAAAGAUUGAAAGAUGCUGAAGUUAGAGCAUUUGGUGAUUAUAGAGCUAAUUAUACCCCAGGUUGGAAAUAUGCCGAAUGGGAAUUAAAAGGUGUCCCAUUACGUAUCGAGUUUGGUCCAAAAGAUUUACAAAAUGGUCAAGCUGUUGCUGUUAGACGUGAUGAUAACUCUAAAUACACUGUUAAAUUAAGUGAAUUAGAAACUAGAAUUCCAGAAAUCUUACAAGAAAUGCAAGUUGGUUUAUUAGAAAAAGCUCGUAAAGAUUUUGAUUCUCAUCGUGUUGUUGUUGAUGAAUGGAAAGAUUUUGUUCCAACUCUUAAUGCUAAAAAUGUCAUCCUUUCUCCAUGGUGUGGAGAUGGUGAUUGUGAAGAUGAUAUUAAAGACUCUUCUGCUAAAAAAGAUGAUGGUGAAGACGAAGAAGUUGAUGAAAAGGCACCUUCCAUGGGUGCCAAAUCCUUAUGUAUUCCAUUUGAACAACCAACCUUAAAAUCUGGUCAAAAAUGUGUUAAGUGUGAUAGAGCUGCUCAAGUUUACUGUAUGUUCGGUAGAUCUUAUUAG
Molecule: messenger RNA, 2055 nt
Organism: Hyphopichia burtonii NRRL Y-1933
Lineage: Eukaryota; Fungi; Ascomycota; Pichiomycetes; Serinales; Debaryomycetaceae
Product: proline--tRNA ligase
Exons: 1
Coding region: 1-2055 (684 amino acids)
Biological process (GO): prolyl-tRNA aminoacylation
Cellular component (GO): cytoplasm; aminoacyl-tRNA synthetase multienzyme complex
Molecular function (GO): proline-tRNA ligase activity; ATP binding; aminoacyl-tRNA deacylase activity
Source: RefSeq, a predicted model, not a curated record